UCCACCCUCCGGCCCUGGGGGCGACUUGCGGAGCAGGAGCGGCUGAGGGCUUAGGGUCUGCGUCCAGAGACAGCCCCUUGCUCUUGGGCCACCUGCCUGCCGCCUGCGCCUGCUUCCACCCCUGCCCACCAGGCGGCAAGGGGAGGGUUGGGGGGCCUGGCGCCGUCCCUGCUGCCUCCAUCGUUCCCUUACAGCGUCGGGAUGAGGUGCCCCGUCCUGUCUGCCGCCUUGCUCUGGCUCUGCGGUUUCCUGGCCAAGGGAGACGCCCCGGCUGGGAGCCCAGACACACGGAGAGGAGCCCCCGCCGCUGUCCGCGACCUGCAGCUCCGGAGCCCCGGGAGCCCGUCCAGCCUCGAGGCCUCGUGGGCUGCUGCCCCGGGGGAGCAGGGGGCCUGCCGCCUUCUCCUCUACCACCUGGAGUCCCAGACGCUGGUGCGCAACGUCUCCGUGCCACCGGGCUCCCUGUCCUACACUUUUAGUGACCUCCGGCCAGGCAGCGAGUAUGUUCUGGAGGCCACCACCUGGGCCGGCGACCCCCGGGCCAAGAGCAGCGUCCGCCAGUGGACAGCCCCCGUGUCCCCUCCCCAGCUGCUGCUGCGUGCCCUGGGCGCCGGCGCCCUGCACGCCUCCUGGAACCACUCGGCCGGGGCCGCCGGGCUCCUCCUGGUGCUCACAGACCUCUUGGGCGGCACCAACGUGACUGCAGCGGUCGGACGCGGCGUCUCCAGCCACACCUUCCUUCACCUCUCCCCGGGCACCCCCCACGAGCUGACGCUCUGCGCCGUGGCCGGGCCCUGGCGGGCAGCGGGGCCCCACGCCACCAAGUGGACCUAUCCCUCUGCCCCUCUGGACCUGGUGCUCCUGCCCCGGCCCGCGGCGCUCUGGGCAAGCUGGAGGGCAGGGCCCGGUGCCCGGGACGGUUAUCUGCUCAGGCUCAGUGAGCCGGCGGAGAGGAACAGCACGCGGGGCCCGGGAGCCCUCCGCGCCACGUUCCCGGGGCCCCUGCCCCCUGGACACUACACUCUGGAGCUCGGGGCUCUGGCUGGGCCCUAUGACGCCUGGGCCCGGGCCAGCGCCUGGCUGCCUGACUCUGCGGCCCAGCCCGCGCAGAGCAAUGGGUCCGAGCUGCCGCUGCUCUACACCGAGGGGGCCCCGGGCCUUCCUGGAAACAUCUCUGUGCCACCUGCCACCGCGCUCGGCACCUCCGGGGGGCCAGCGCCUGGGGCCCACUCCCGGGUGGACAUCGCCUCGUCUCUGAGAAACACUACCCGGAACCUCACAGACCACACGAAGCCCCCGGCGCCGCGGUCACUGGAGGUCACCGGCAGGGGCAGCCCCUCUGACCUGGCCAUCGGCUGGGCCCCGGCCCCAGGGCCGCGGGAAGGCUACAGGGUCGCCUGGCAUCAGGAGGGCAGCCAGAGGCCACCGGGCGGUCUGGUGGACGUGGGGCCGGAGAGCUCGGGCCUGACUCUGAGGGGCCUGCUGCCUGGCUCCUGCUACACCGUGUCCGUCUGGACCUGGGCAGGGAGCCUGCGCUCCAGCACCCAGAGGACCCGCGCCUGCACCCUCCCUGCUCCUCCUGCCAACCUGAGCCUGCGCCUCGCCACCCGGCCCCCCGCCCUGACCGCCUGGAGCGCCCCCCGCGGGGGCAGGGAUGGCUUCCGGCUGCGGCUUUACCGCCUGGGGCCCCUGACUCUGGAAAGCAGGGACACUCUGGGCCCCGAGGCUCAGAACUUCUCCUGGGCCCGGCUGCCCCCAGGCGCCGAGGUUCUGGUUCAGCUGGUCACCGUGCGGGGCCCAGACGAGAGCAGCAGCGCCAACGCCACGGGCUGGACGCCCCCCCGCGCCCCUCCCCUGGUGCACGUGACCACCGAAGGCCCCACCGAGCUCCGGGCGUCCUGGGUCCCUGCGCCCGGGGUGCACGACGGCUACCAGGUGACGCUGUACCUGGGGGGGGCCCUGGCGGGCUCCAGGACCCUGGCGGCGGGGGUGGGUGGCACCAGCUUCUCGGCGCUGGCCCCGGGCACUCGGUACGACGUGGAGGUCGUCGCCCGGGCUGGGCUCCUCCUCUCGGCGGCCACCACUGCCUCGGGCUGGACCUCUCCGCUUCUGCCCAACGAGCUGCUGGUGUCCAUGCAGGCGGGCAGCGCCGUAAUCACCCUGGCCUGGGCCAGCGGCCCCUUGGGGCACGGGGCGUGCCAUGCCCAGCUCUCGGAGGCCGGGCGCCUCCCCUGGGCGCAGCCCCUGGUGCUCGGCCAGGCCCGCCUGGUGCUCAGGGACCUCACCCCUGGACGCAAUCUCUCCCUGUCAGUGCUGUGCCAGGCGGGGCCGCUGCGGGCGGCCACCCACCCGGUGGUGCUGCCUGUGGAGCCCGGCCCCGUGGAGGAUGUGCAGUGUGAGCCCGAGGCCACUGGCCUGGCCCUGACCUGGACGGUGCCCGCGGGGGACGUGGACAGCUGUGUGGUGGUGGCGGAGCAGCUGGCCGUGGGGGGGCGCGCCCACCUCGUCUUCCAGGCCAGCACCUCCGGGGACGCUCUCCUCUUGCCCGGCCUGCUGCCUGCCACGUCCUACCGCCUCGGCCUCACCGUGCUGGGCAGGAACGGUCUGCGCAGCCGUGGGGUCACCCUGCUGUGCGCCACCUCUGCGGAGGGCUGGCACCCCCCGGACUUAGCUGCAGCCCCCCAGCUGGAGCCCGAGGCGGGGAUGGGCGUGCUCAUCACACGGGGGAUGUUUGGCAAGGACGACGGGCAGAUUCAGUGGUACGGCGUCAUCGCUACCACCAACCUGUCACUGGGUCGGCCGCCCCGGGAAGCCCUGAACCACACGUGGCACGACCACUACUACGGAGGACGGGACUCCUACCUGGCCGCCCUGCUCCCCAACCCCUUCUACCCGGGGCCCUGGGCCGUGCCGAGAUCCUGGACGGUGCCUGUGGGCACAGAGGACUGCGGCCGGACCCGGGGGAUAUGCAACGGGCAGCUCAAGCCAGGUUCCCGGUACCGGUUCAGCGUUGUGGCCUUUACCAGACGCAGCCCUCCCGACACCAUCCUCUCCUUCUCCGCCUUCUCGGAGCCCCGCGCAGGCAUCUCCAGGGCGGCCGUGCCCCUGCCCGCGGCCGUGGGCCUCCUGGCGGGCUGCUGCCUCGGCGCCGCCGCGCUGGGCCUGCUGUGCUGGUGGAGGGCGAAGGCCCGGAGGGCGGACAAGAAUCGGUUUUCCCAAGAGCUGACCCCUUACAACCUGCGGCGGACCCACCGGCCCAUCCCCAUCCAGAGCUUCCGGCAGAGCUACGAGGCCAAGAGCGCCCACGCUCACCAGGCUUUCUUUCAGGAGUUCGAGGAGCUGAAGGAGGUGGGCAAGGAGCAGCCCAGGCUGGAGGCCGAGCACCCUGCCAAUGCCACCAAGAACCGCUACCCGCACGUGCUGCCCUAUGACCACUCCCGGGUCAGGCUGAGCCAGCUGGACGGGGAGCCCCACUCCGACUACAUCAACGCCAGCUUCAUCCCGGGCUACACCGACCCGCAGGAGUUUAUUGCCACCCAGGGGCCUCUCAAGAAGACCGUGGAGGACUUCUGGCGGCUGGUGUGGGAGCAGCAGGUCCACGUCAUCGUCAUGCUGACAGUGGGCAUGGAGAACGGCCGGGUGCUGUGUGAGCAUUACUGGCCCGUGGGCUCCACCCCCGUCACCCACGGCCACAUCACGGUCCACCUGCUGGCCGAGGAGCCCGAGGACGAGUGGACCAAGCGGGAAUUCCAGCUGCAGCACCGGGCCCAGCGGCAGCCGCGGACGGUGACGCAGCUGCACUUCACCGCGUGGCCCGACCACGGCGUCCCCGAGGCCCCCGGCGCCCUGCUCGCCUUCGUCCAGCUGGCCCGGGAGCGGGCGCGGGCCACGCGGGGCCUCGGCCCGGUGCUGGUGCACUGCAGCGCGGGCGUGGGCCGCACCGGCACCUUCGUGGCCCUGUGGCGGCUGCUCCAGCAGCUGCAGGAGGAGCGCGCGGCGGACGUGUUCCACGCGGUGUACGCGCUGCGGCUGCACCGGCCGCUCAUGAUCCAGACCCCGAGCCAGUACGUGUUCCUGCACCGCUGCCUCCUGCGCAAGGCCGUGGAAGGGCCGCCGGAGCCGUCCGAGGCCGGGGCCGACGGGACGGCGAGCGGGAGCCGCGGAGCCCCCAGCGCGCCGCCCGCCGCCCGCGCCCCCGGGUCGCAGCCCAUCGCCGUGAGCCGCUUGGCCGAGGCCUGCGCGCGGGGGGCCGCCCACGCCAACGCCGGCUUCCUGCGGGAGUACGCGCUCCUGCAGCGCGCCCUCCGGGACGACGCCGACUCUCCCGCGCCCCCUGCCGGCCGCGAGCAGCACAGCACGGUGCCGCGUGACUGUUCCCACCUGCGGUUUUCCCCAGCCAAGGAAAGCCCCACUAGCGAGAUGCUGGAAGCCUGGCUCUUCCCUGGCGGCCCUUCCGGCCACGACCACGUUGUGGUGACCGGCCCCGCGGGGCCCGAGGAGCUCUGGGAGCUGGUGUGGGAGCACGGAGCCCAUGUGCUGGUCUCCUUGUGCCCGCCCGACACCUGGGAGCAGCAGUCCUGGCCCUCGGAGACGCAGCCCAUUGUCACAGACACAGUGACGGUGCAGUGGGUGGCGGAGAGCGUCACAGCGGGCUGGCCCUGCACCCUCCUGAGGGUCACGCACGGGGAGAGCGGGAAGGAGAGGCAGGUGCAGAGACUGCUGUUCCCGUGCUGGGAGCCGGGGCGUGAGCUCCCUGCCACCACCCUGCUGCCCUUCCUGGCUGCCGUGGGCCAGUGCUGCUCUCGGGACAGGACGAAGCCGGGGACCCUGCUCAGCCACUGCAGCAGGGGUGUGGCCCAGCUGGGCACUUUCCUGGCCCUGGACCAGCUGCUGCAGCAGGCGGGCGCGGAGUGCACCGUGGACGUUUUCAGUGUGGUCUUGCAGCAGUCACAGGCCUGUGGCCUCAUGACGCCAACGCUGGAGCAGUACAUGGACCUCUACCACUGUCUGAACAGCGCGCUCCGGGACGGGCUGCCUUGAGUCGGCGCUGGUCGCCGUGCUGCGCGGGAGCAGCAGAGGUCUGGGCCCGGCGUGCGGGGACGGGCGGCCUCGGCAAGCCUUCCGGGGCCCGGCUUCCCGGGGGGGCAGCCUG
Nyctereutes procyonoides (raccoon dog) is the source of this 5152-nucleotide messenger RNA. RefSeq names its product receptor-type tyrosine-protein phosphatase V-like. The record is from RefSeq and is a predicted model, not a curated record. Lineage: Eukaryota; Metazoa; Chordata; Mammalia; Carnivora; Canidae. Gene Ontology annotation, molecular function: protein binding; protein tyrosine phosphatase activity. Gene Ontology annotation, biological process: protein dephosphorylation.